Messenger RNA from Paramecium primaurelia, 1229 nucleotides. NCBI's taxonomy places the organism in Eukaryota, Ciliophora, Oligohymenophorea, Peniculida, Parameciidae. The record is from the annotation of a GenBank genome assembly.
GAUGCAAAAGUUAAAUGAAUAUCAAGAAUACCAUUUACCUGAACAAUUUGAUGAAGAUUAAGUGAGGGGAAGAUUUCUAAUGCCAUCAUUUUUGCCUUAUAGUUUAUCAAAACAAGAUGUUAAACUUGAAGACAGAUCCAUGGUUUAGAUUGAUUCCUAGGCAUCAAUUAAAGAUGAUGCUCUUGGAUUACAGAACAUUAAGGGACAUGUGAAGAAUGCUUAUAUCAAAAAAAUACAUUCUCUACUUAGUGUUGAGGGGGAGAAUGAAAAGAUUGUCAAAAAAAUAUAAAAGGAGCCAAGUUCAUCUAGUAAAUAGUUAGAGAAUGAAGAUCAAAAGAUGAUAAGAAAUAGAGAAAGUGCAAGAAAUUCCAGAUAAAGAAAAAAGUUAUAUAUAAACCUAUUAGAAAAGAAGGUUGAAGACUUAAAUUAGGCAAUCGAACAACUAAGAAAAUCAACAGAAUCAACUUUUCAGAGUAUUCAUUCUGUUUUAGAACAAAAUUCUAGUAUCUACGAUAUGAUUGUUGAAUAGACUUAAUUGUUUGAGUAACUCAAGAUAAAGGAAUAAGAAUUUAAUGAAUUGUAAUAACUGCUUACAGAAUCAUACAAACUCAAGUUUAAUGCUACAGGAACUAAGCGUAAAUAAUAUAUUAGAUAUUGUUUCUAAAAUAUUGCAAGACUCCUUUUAGAUGGAAACUAUGGUACAUUAUUAUUUGGGUAAAGCUAUUUCUCAAAAACAUGUAAUCGUUUCUAAUAUAACUAAUUAUAGAUACCAUACAUGAUGAAGAAGAAUUAACAGAUUAUAUGAAAAAUCUUAGAGAUGCUACAGGAAUCUGUGAUGAUAAAGUGUUUUUAAAUUUAUAUGCCAUUGUCAGAAGAGUCAUUGAUCAUAAGAAAAAUUUCUCUUUGUAUUCAGUAUUUAUUAACUUAGUCUCAUUAAAUAAAUUAAACUAAAACAAAAAGAACUAAGAAUCUGUUAGUAAUAAAUUGAUGAUCAAAUCGAUGAUAUCUAAUUGAAUGGAAAUUAAUUUGCUAAUCUUAUUCAUUAAGUAAAUAAAGAUCAAUCAAAUUAAACUCAACCCCUUGAAAUUCCUCAAUAAAAAUAAAUGAUAUUAAAGAUGGUACCCAAAUAUCCCUUUGAACUUAUGAACAAUCCAUUUUUACUCCCAAAUAGUUUAAUGAUUGAUCCACUAUAAAUAGACCUUCUUGCAAAAAAUUUAAGAUAGCCUUGA